AUGUUUGUUAUAAGCAACUGUGUCAAAAAUAAUGGUAUCAACGACGAAGCUGUCGAAAGUUAUGGCGUAACAUUUAAUGAAAAUGUGGUCAAAAUUUUGGCUGAAACUAAUGAAGGCAAAGAUGAUACCUAUCAACAAUCAUCACAACUGACAGAGGAUGAAGUUAGACAUUAUAUAUCAUUAUUCAACAUUCAAAUUAUAAACCAUGGUAUGGUCUUUGAUCUUCUCAUGUGGACUCCAAACGAUUUUUGUGAGGACAAACUUAGCAAACAGAUAACUUGUUUAAGUACAUUACAUUUUAAAACAAGGUGUUUAGAGAAUGUUACUAAAGUAUUUGAUGGUAAGAAAAUGAUUAUUUAA
Molecule: messenger RNA, 360 nt
Organism: Rhopalosiphum maidis (corn leaf aphid)
Lineage: Eukaryota; Metazoa; Arthropoda; Insecta; Hemiptera; Aphididae
Exons: 9
Coding region: 1-360 (119 amino acids)
Source: RefSeq, a predicted model, not a curated record